Diorhabda carinulata is the source of this 5824-nucleotide messenger RNA. RefSeq lists its product as uncharacterized. Gene Ontology annotation, biological process: septate junction assembly; regulation of tube size, open tracheal system. Gene Ontology annotation, cellular component: membrane; septate junction. The record is from RefSeq and is a predicted model, not a curated record. The transcript is spliced from 2 exons. The coding region runs from base 219 to 917 and encodes 232 amino acids. Lineage: Eukaryota; Metazoa; Arthropoda; Insecta; Coleoptera; Chrysomelidae.
GUGGUCUUUACAGGUGUGGUCAAUGAACAACAACCAUCUAUCGCCGUGCGCUUGUCAGUUGACACAAAAAGUUUAUUCGUGGUUUCUGUUUUGUUUGUAUUUACACGUUUUUAAACGCAACGCUUACAACAUUUGUGAGAAAUAUAGUUUUCAUAUAAAGUGCAGUACCUAAUUAAGUACCAGUUAAGAAAAACAUUGUGAAAACUGUUGAUGACUCAAUGGGUGACUCUAUGGAGGAGGUAAAGAAGCGUUCUCUGGCUGGACAUGUCGCCAUAGGCUUUUUCGUAGUUGCUUUUGUAACAAUAUUUGUUGCCUUUGCCACUCCAAGCUGGCUAGUGUCAGACUACAGGAUAACAGGUGCUCGAUUAGAUCGUUUGGGGUUAUGGGUCCAUUGUUUCAGAUCACUGCAAGAUCCAUACCACCAAGAUCAAGCAUAUAAACGUUUUUUUGUCGGCUGCAGGUGGAUUUACGAUCCCUUCACAACAGGAUAUGAUAAAAUACGAGGAUUUCUAAUACCCGAUUUUAUGAUAGCCACUCAAUUCUUUUUUACAAUUUGUUUUAUAUGCAUUCUAAUUGCAGCCAUUAUAACAUUGAUUUACUUUUUAUGUUGUGGACCAGAUCAACAACAUUUCAUAAUACUCAUAAUAAUCAACUCUUGGAUUCUACUGAUAGGAGGAAUAACGGGGGGUAUAGCGGUAAUCGUAUUUGCAGCAUUGGGAAACAGAAAUGGUUGGAUGCCUGGCCAUGAAAAUAAUUUCUUUGGCUGGUCAUUUGCGUUGGCUUGUAUUGGUGUAAUUGCGUGUUUGGUAGCUUCGACGCUAUUUUUUGUGGAUGGUCAUAUUCAAAAAAAGAAAAAAAGAAGACUUACAGAAUCCCAAAGCAGGUUCGAAAUGGAACCUGAACAUAAAGGCUGGUAACCAUCUUUUUUAUUUUAGACGAUUGUUCACAUUUUAUAUGACUUUAUCAUUGUUGAACUUAUUAUCAACUUUAACACUACAUUAUUCUAGGUUGAUACUAUUUUUUUAAAGGAAAAAUAUAAACCAUAUAUACAUAUAUAUAUAUAUAUAUAUAUAUAUAUAUAUAUAUAUAUAUAUAUAUAUAUAUAUAUAUAUAUAUAUAUAUAUAUAUAUAUAUAUAUAUAUAUAUAUACGAGGAGUGAUCUCAAAAAGGUUGACUGAAAUCUAAAAACUGUAUUAUACCUUCUUCAUUCAGUUUUCUUGGACUAUUUCUGAAACGUGCAGUUCCUUAAUUCCUUAUAAUCCUUCAAUAAAUAAUUCAUAACAUUUCCUGGCUUCCUGCUCUAUCCAGUAUACUAAUUGCACGAGAUUCUGUGUUUCUUCACAGACCUACAAUAAUCAUCGGCGAUGUUGGUCUAGUCUGAGAAUAUUGUUGACAAAUUUUACCGUCAUAGUGUGUAACUUUAAAUUUCUUUGACGUUGGUGAUCUAGGGUGUGUCCACUGUUAGGCAAGGAGGAAAUUGGGACAUGUAUAGAACGUUUGAGGUACCUUGACACGAGAGACACGACUCAUACAUGCUAUACGUACUGCUUAGUGAUCCGCAUAUUGAGCCACGCGUUUUCGAAGAGGAAACGGUGGGGUUUGGUGUUGAUUGGCAGUUCGCGACUAGCUGGCAUAAAAAAUGUCUGAUAUUUUUGUUGUUAUUGAACUUAAGUUCUGAAUCAGAAUCGGAUGAUGCUGAGGAGGAAAUAUUGUUUUAUUCCUUGACGAGGAAGAAAUUCAAAUCACCUAAUGAAUCUAUUCUAACGAAGAGAAAAAACUGGAAAAUUUAUAAUUACAACUAAAAUUAGUGAUACUGAUUUUGCUAAUUAUUUCUGAAUGAAUCGAAACCAGUCUGCUCUCUGUGUUCCCCUACCGCCUCUAUUAAUUUUUCUUCUGUCAUUUUUUCGUAAAAAAUUAAGGAAAGACUUGCUAGUCACCAACACAUGUGGCAAACUGUGUCUGAACUACAGCGGGGCACGUCUGUGAGCUCGCGCUGCAUCAUCAAUUUGCGUCAAUGUCAAUCUUGUAGGUUACAAAACUACGUGCUGUGCAGCGUCACCUCACACAUGCUAUACGCGUCCCGAUUUGUGUCUGACCUUUUAUUUUUGAGGACGUGUUGAGGUAUCAUCCCCUGUAAUGAUGUGAUCGAUGAAAUGUUGUCAUAACAGCAACCCAAAGAAGGACAUUAUGCUGCACGUUAGCAUAACUCAGUCCUGCUCUGACGAAAUUUCACGCAAAAUUCUCCAUAAAUCAUUUUACAUGAUCACAAAAUCUACGAUUUGACUGUGAAUAUCAGAAGCGGGUAUACUACCAUAAGCGACCAAUAUUUGAACGUCUUUUCAUUUCAUUCUCUUAGAAACGAGUGGAAACUUUUACUACUUACCUGUGUACCAACUGUGCGACAAGUACAAGCAUCUGUCUCUACUCUAGGGAAACAAAAUUUCUCUACAAUAAGUAGUCUUCAGAUACAGAGGAUUUUAAUUUUUUCAUGAUAAUUCCUCGUAUAUAUUUAUAUAAAUACGAAAAAUAAAUGUGGAUUAAAGGACGAUACAAAUAAUUUUGUAUUAUUGGUAGAACUAAUCGGUUUAUUAAAAUUUUAGAAGUCGUGAAAUGUCUUCCAAGCGAAUACACGAAUUAACGUUUAAAAUAAAUCAAUAGAACUGUGGUGGAUUUACUAGAGGAACAAGAUAAAAAAUUUCUUCAAAUCUACCUUGGUACUUCUAUUUUUCUCGUAGCAAGCCAUAGUUCCUCUUUAUUUCAAAUUGAGCAAAACUGAACGCGGCUGCUUGUUACAAACGAGAUACUUGGUUUUGUAAUGUCAAUUCUGUCUACUUAUCUUCACAAUUCUUUUCGACAGUUUCUGAUUUUCACCCUAUAAAUUGUUUAUAUUGUUCUUGAAACGAAUUUUCGAUCAAUCAUAUGAAUACGUAAAAUUUAAUAGUGAUACCAUUCACUAAAUUUUAGCACGUUUUUCGUUGGAUAUUUAAUCAUUGCUAUAAAAAAUGGGGAUUCAUUCGCAGUUGUGCUCAACAAUCAUAAAAAAUAUAAAUAUUAACAUUUACUGACUGUAGUUAUUUACUUCACCUCAUAAUGCUAUAAAACACCAAUGUGGCAUGUAUAACAUACAAGUUUUCAUCUAUCAUUGUAUAAAUUUACCUUCAAUAUAAUUAUUUUAAUAUUAAAAACAAAUAGCGACGAAGUUUACAUUUAAUUAGACUAAUUCCAAAGUCAUUUAUGCUAAAAAUACUUGCGUUAAUAUCAUCAAGGUAGGUUUGAAGAACAAAGACAUAUCUCGAAACGUUAUAAGGGUUACUGAUACGACCAUACCAAAAAUUUGGUAAUAUAUUAGUUGAACUAUUAUAAUUUAGUGUUAAUUAUUAUGUAAAAUGUUUCGUCCUUUUAAUAUGUUUUUUAUGAACUAUGAUUACAAUGAAUUAGUUUUAGAUUGCGAGUUGAGUAAUUGAUGACAUUAACAUCAAAGUCACAUGCGACUUCACGUUUAAAGAAAUUGACCCUGACUUCCUUAUUUUAAUUGAUGAAAUUUAAUUUGCGUUUAAACACUUUUUAAACAAAAAUUUCAAAUUCAAUAGCACACUUGGUUCAUUUAGUCAAAAAAGGUCAUGUGGUAGAUACUUUUUCAAAAAUUAAUUGCUCGGUUUGGCAUUUUUUCAUAAAAAUUCUUUCAACAGUGUGAUGGUUAAAAUGGUUGCUUUUAUUUCACAAUUUCUACCAAAUACACGAACAAUUCAAUAAUAUGUUGUCCAUUUUCAAACUAUAGAUAAUUCCUGUGGAAAAUGAGAAAUUUGAACAUUACUUCGACAUUAAUGUUUUUUUAUUUAUUAAUUAUCAAAUAAUACACAGGAUAACUUAGUUUUUUACGUAAUAAAUAAAUUUCCUUCCAAAUUAAUAUUUGGCAUUGUCAUGCCAUAAACAUGGUCAAACACUGCUCUAUCUCAAGCAAUUUCAUUUUAAGAUUAGAUAAAACCAAUCUGUGGACUUUUUUGAUGUUUUCUGGAGUAGCCACCUCAAUUGGACGUCCAGAACGUUCAUCAUCGGUGACUGUACGACCACGUUUAAAUUUAACAAACCAGUAGCAUGGUUCUUUUCGAUGGAGUUGAGCUUAGAAAGUAUUUUUUUUUAUCAAGAAGCAAUGUUAAAUUAAACACGAAAUUGUUUUGAAAAUAACAAAAGUAGCUUCACUUAAAUGGCUCUCACUUCUUCCUGACCAAUUAAAAUCUCAUAAAAUUUUACACAUGGUCUUUUGAAAUUUGUACUUCAUAAACGUCAUAUGGAUUUGACAGUGUCAGUCACACGACUUAUUGAGUAUUGUAAUGUUGAUGCUUGUAAAUAUUGACACCAUUUGUAAUCGUUGAUAAAACAAAGUUAUGUAUAGUAGAUGUAUAUAAAAAAUCGUAGCUUCCAAAAAUGGCCAACAAUAUUAGUUAUUGAUAUUGUUAACAACGCUUUUCGAUUUUUGAUUGCCUAUUUAAAAUAAGGAAGAAGCGUGAUUCAAGUUCGAAUGAGAACUGUGGUUUUAAAACAUAAAGCUACUAUUGAGAUUAAGAAAUAAUAUCCUUUAUUUUUAGGAUUGUAUAGAUGUCAUUGGAUAGAUUUAAAAUAUAAAUUAACAAUGUGAAUUGUACCCAAUAAAAUAAUGAGUACAACUUUAUUCCAGAAUAUAUAUCUUAUGAUCAAAUGUUGAACUGCCUUUUAUAAUAUGUAUUUUAUGAUGUACCUACAUGAUCAUUUCUCCUUAUAUAUAGAAUAUCCAUUUUGAUGUUUAGUCUAUAACUAGCUUAUAAAGUUGAAUUGAAAAUUGGGAGUAUUUGGUAAUGGAAAUUAAUAACAAAAAUAAAUUUACUCUCUGCCUUUUGUAGUAUUCUACAAUGUUACUCAUUCUCCGUCCAGUUGUAUUAGAUAUAGCAUUUCCAUUUUGACAUUAUUAUUUUUACUUUGUAAUAAGACUAAAGGAAUUGUAAUAUAGUGCCUUUGUAAUUGAAACUCACUAAAUUAACGUUCAAAUAAUGUUUGUAAAUGUAAAUUAAUUGUAUUACUGUUUGAAAAUGUUAUUCGAUUUUAAUUUAAAGUUUAUAGAUUCAUCUAAAUGGAAAUUUCAACUAAGCACUAGUUUAAAUUUUUAAAACUUCAAGUGUGGCAAAAGUAUAGGUUUGUUAGUUCAUGUUUUUCCGAUAAAAUGUUUAAAAGGACAUCUACUAUCUCGACAUAUUCAAAUUCAAAUUUUUCAAUUCGCCCCCUCAUAAUUAAUAAACAAAGACAGGAAUCAUUCCUAUAAUUAUUUUUGUUUAAUUGAAAACCAAAAUAGAAUGAUAACAAAAACUGUGAAAUUUGAAAUCAAUUUAUAUCUAGUUUUAUUAGCUUGACGUGUUUGACGGUUGCAUUCAAAGCAUUGUUAUUGUAGAAAAAAAAUUGCUUUAUUCCUCGAAAACAUUUUUGGAAUCUCGUGUACUGUUCUCCUUUUGUCUUAAACAUUUCUCUUUCUAUACAAUGAAUGCUUCACAAACUAAAUUCAAUCCUCCCAUUGAAAAAACUUCUAUUGCUGUGUUUUCAUUGUUCACACGUUUCAGAAUUUCAUAUUGUAGUCUAUAAACUGUAAAUUAGAAUUGUAGUAUAUAAUUCACAUAUUAUUUUUAUAGAUAAUAUUUAAUUUUGAAUGUUUUAGUUGUUUACUUCAAGAAGAUUGUUAUAAUCAAAAAAAUAAAUUGUUUUGUUCCCACAAUUUAUGGAUUCAACGAGUUACUUCAUUUUUGUAUGGUUUUGAUUGUUAAUUAUCUUGUACUUUUGUAAAUAAAGUUUUUUACUGUCA